Aspergillus ibericus CBS 121593 is the source of this 794-nucleotide messenger RNA. RefSeq lists its product as uncharacterized. The coding region runs from base 156 to 761 and encodes 201 amino acids. The transcript has a single exon. Lineage: Eukaryota; Fungi; Ascomycota; Eurotiomycetes; Eurotiales; Aspergillaceae. The record is from RefSeq and is a predicted model, not a curated record.
GGCCUGAUUCUUUUCUGGGUGUUUCUUUUUUGUGAUCCUUGGCGGGCAGUUGAGCCGAGUUUGCUGUUGGUCGUGGCUUUUUCUUUUCUUUUUGGUUCUUUUGUUUCUCCUGCUCGUUAAAAGUGGACAAUAUAUCGAGUACACUGUCAAUAGAGAUGCCGUCGAUGGUAAUCAAGGACCGCAGCCUAAGCCAGCAACUAGUAGCAUCGUGCUCCAUCCGCGAUCUACGUCGUCAACCACACUAUUGCGAUCAAUCAGUCCCUACACUAUCCGUUUUGGUGCUUUACAUGCAUUGGUGCCUCACUCCGCUCACGGUCUUCGUCAUCACUUGCUCUGCUCCUGCACUCGUUGUGCCAAUGGUCCCUCCAUCCACUGCUUCACCUGCCUUGUUUCUGCUUGCGCAACCGCUCCCCCUUAUUGCAUUCCUAGGACGACUACUUAGGACUUGUCUCAUAUUUAAGCUUAGCUGCGGUUACGUAGGCCAUCCGCACUGGCCCUACCACCCUAAUCAGGGGCCCAUGAUCGGUGGAGUUGACCUGGCGCCCUUCCGUGGUAGUUCUUCCGAGUUUUCCCCAGGGUGCCUUGGUAUAGCUUCACUCCACCCCCCAAUGCCACCUGGUGUAGCCACGCUGUGGACCGGCCCCGCGAGGCUGGCCAGCUUGUCGGGACCCAUCCCAAGAAAUCCGCUGUCUGGGCACUGGGCACGACUUUUUUGGUCGUCGCCUCCCAAGCCAUCCUCCUCCGUUCCCCCCCCUUCUUAGUGCGGAUGGGCCCGAUGUAGAUCCCCGAGAUCC